Molecule: messenger RNA, 801 nt
Organism: Peromyscus leucopus (white-footed mouse)
Lineage: Eukaryota; Metazoa; Chordata; Mammalia; Rodentia; Cricetidae
Gene: Cd99
Product: CD99 molecule (Xg blood group)
Exons: 4
Coding region: 509-766 (85 amino acids)
Biological process (GO): T cell extravasation; homotypic cell-cell adhesion; positive regulation of neutrophil extravasation
Source: RefSeq, a predicted model, not a curated record
AUGUAUGCUAAUGAGACCCGCCGGCGGAUGUGUGUCGAUGUUAAUUUAUGCAAAUCACUUAAACCCCAAUCCUUGCCCCUCCCCUUAUGCUAAUUUAUUCUAAUCUACGCAAAAACAAGUCCCACUCACUCCAGUGGGCUUUGGCCUGGCCUCAUGCUAAUGUAUUCUAAUUUAUGCUAAUGAGUCUUUUGCCAUGUGUUUCCUCUGCCGUAAGCUAAUGUAUUCUAAUUUAUGCUAAUGAGCUGUUAUCAUCUGUUUGCUCUGCCGUAUGCAAAUGCAUUCUAAUGUAUGCUAAUGAGCCUCCAACCACCCAGGACAGUCCCCCUCCGUAUGCUAAUGUAUUCUAAUUUAUGCUAAUGAGUUUCGCCAGCUGUCUUGCUCCGCCGUACGCUAAUGCAUUCUAAUUCAUGCUAAUGAGCCGCCAACUCUGUAUGCUAAUGUAUUCUAAUUUAUGCUAAUGAGCCCGCCCCGCUCAGUCUCCCCUCCGUAUGCUGAUGUAUUCUAAUUUAUGCAAAUUCCCGUCCCCUCCCACCCAGGCGACUUCUCCAACUCGGACCUCGAGGAUGCGGCCGGGGGACGCGGCCCCGGCCGCGGCGGCGAGGGACCCCGGAGCGGGGAGCCGGACCCCGAAGGCUCCGCCCCCCAGGGCCUGGUCCCCGGCCUCGUGGCCGCCGCGCUGGCCGCGCUCGCGGGCGGCGUCUCCAGCUUCGUGGCCUACCAGAAGCGGCGGCUCUGCUUCCGGGACGCGGGCCCCGCCCCCGUGUAGGCCCCGCCCACCCUCGGACCCGCCGGACCCCGGAC